GUCAGUCUUUCACUCUUGUGCCGAACAUUUCAAUCAAGAAACCAAAAUGCAGCAGUCUCCUUGGCUCACAACUCUGUUCCUCAUUCUGGCCUUCAGCUCUAUGCUGGUCACAGUUUCCUCAUCUGCGUGCGGUAGUUGCAUGCAAAACAAUGUGGCCUGUUUGAACACCACUCAUUUCAAAGUUUGCGUUAAUGGUGUGCCCCUAAAGGAUGGCCCUCUUCCCUGUGGCAAUGACAAGAUCUGCACCGAGUUGCUUGUUCCAUGUUGGUCUCCUUCUGAAGGAGUUACUCCCGCCUGCCCAGAAAAUGAUGUUAACUGUAGAAGCUGCAAUGGAGUUGACAUGUUUGUCUGCACCAGUCGCACAACCUUCCAGGUGUGCAAUGGUUCCGAAAUGAGUCCUCAAGUCAACACUUGCCCGGACGACACCGUCUGUUCCAUCGAUUCCGGUAAAAUCUGCGUGAAAGAAUGCGAGUUGCCUGGCGGAAAAUAUGAGUGCGAUCCUGAGAUGGACAUUUUUUCCGAUUUAUAAUGUUUUUUUAAUGAAAGCUGAUGCUAAAUCAAAUAAAUAAGUAAU
Messenger RNA from Drosophila grimshawi, 574 nucleotides. RefSeq lists its product as uncharacterized. The coding region runs from base 47 to 529 and encodes 160 amino acids. The transcript has 2 exons. Lineage: Eukaryota; Metazoa; Arthropoda; Insecta; Diptera; Drosophilidae. The record is from RefSeq and is a predicted model, not a curated record.